This is a messenger RNA of Lynx canadensis (Canada lynx), 3831 nucleotides long. RefSeq names its product ST3 beta-galactoside alpha-2,3-sialyltransferase 6 (gene ST3GAL6). Gene Ontology annotation, molecular function: beta-galactoside alpha-2,3-sialyltransferase activity. The transcript has 10 exons. The coding region runs from base 371 to 1432 and encodes 353 amino acids. The record is from RefSeq and is a predicted model, not a curated record. NCBI's taxonomy places the organism in Eukaryota, Metazoa, Chordata, Mammalia, Carnivora, Felidae. Gene Ontology annotation, biological process: glycolipid biosynthetic process.
GGGCACCUGGCUAAGGGGAAGGCUGUGGCUGAGAUCCUGCCCGUGCCAAGCUCUGUGCCCACAGGGCUACGGGGAGUCAGAGGGGAUAUCCUUUUCUCAUAUGUCCAAAGACGUAGGUUGUUGAGUCUUUGGACAUACUAGAAAAGGAUAUCCCCUCUGUGUUGAGCAGCAGUGUGUGGAGUAUGAGGCAAGACCAAGCCUUGACAGGGCAUCCGUCAGUCACUGACGUAGCGGAGAGCAUAAGGGAAUACAGUGGAUGAGGACAUGGUUUCAGAUCCAAGUUACUAAAAAACUGGAAGUUUGGCUGCAGAGCUGCUGGGGUGGCUGAGAGAGAGAAGAAUGCAGACUUUGAAAAACAAAACUCGUUUCAAUGCACAUUCUCCCGGCAACAGAACCCAGGCCUGGUGAAGGAGAUGGCCAAGGUGGGCCAGCCAUGAGAGGGUACCUUGUGGCCAUAUUCCUGAGUGCUGUCUUUCUCUAUUAUGUGCUGCAUUGUAUAUUAUGGGGAACAAAUGCCUAUUGGGUGCCACCUGUGGAAAUGAAGAGGAGAAAUAAGAUCCAGCCUUGUUUAUCGAAGCCAGCUUUUGCCUCUCUCCUGAGGUUUCAUCAGUUUCACCCUUUUCUGUGUGCAGCUGAUUUUAAAAAGAUUGCUUCCUUGUAUGGUGGCGAUAAGUUUGAUUUGCCCUAUGGGAUAAGAACAUCAGCGGAAUAUUUUCGACUUGCUCUUUCAAAACUGCAGAGUUGUGAUCUCUUUGAUGAAUCUGACAACAGUGUGCCAUGUAAAAAGUGCGUGGUGGUUGGUAAUGGAGGAGUUUUGAAGAAUAAGACAUUAGGAGAAAAAAUUGACUCCUAUGAUGUAAUAAUAAGAAUGAAUAAUGGUCCUGUUUUAGGACAUGAAGAGGAAGUUGGGAGAAGGACAACCUUCCGACUUUUUUAUCCAGAAUCUGUUUUUUCAGAUCCCAAUCACAAUGAUCCUAAUACUACGGCGAUUCUCACUGCUUUUAAGCCGCUUGAUUUAAAGUGGCUGUGGGAAUUGUUGACAGGUGGCAAAAUAAACACUAAUGGUUUUUGGAAGAAACCAGCCUUGAACUUAAUCUACAGACCUUAUCAAAUCAGAAUAUUAGAUCCUUUCAUUAUCAGAAUGGCAGCUUAUGAACUGCUUCACUUCCCAAAAGUGUUUCCCAAAAAUCAGAAACCCAAGCACCCAACAACAGGAAUUAUUGCCAUCACAUUGGCUUUUCACAUAUGUCAUGAAGUUCACCUUGCUGGAUUUAAAUAUAACUUUUCUGACCUCAAGAGUCCUUUGCACUAUUACGGGAAUGCCACCAUGUCUUUGAUGAGUAAGAAUGCAUAUCACAAUGUGACAGCGGAGCAGCUCUUUUUGAAGGACAUUAUAGAAAAAAACUUUGUAAUCAACUUGACUGAAGAUUGACCCUACAGACUCAGAAGACGAUGCUAACAGUAUUAGUUUUAUUUUUAUACUGCAAUUUUUAGUUUAUUUUUAAAUAUGUUGGAUGCACUUGUCAAGAAAUUGUGUACAUAAAAGUCUGUUGUCGCCUGGUGAGUCAUAACCACCAGCUUAAUUUCUGUGAAUAUAUUUAAUUUAUAAAAACCAGGAUAUGUUUAGUUAUCAGAGAAAUAAGUUUUGAAUGCAUUGUUUUUAAAACAACCUAGUUUUCUGAAGUGUUUUUAAACAUCUUUUUAUAGUUACUUCAUGUUAGACUUUUGAAGAGAUGUGACUUCUUAGUAGGGGAUUUAGUUUACCACAACAAAUUUUGAACACAUUUUGAGAGUUGUACUCGUCUAUUGUAAAUUGGUGGGGAAUGGAGAUGUGGUUGUGCCUUGAUAUGGCAAAAUGGAACCAUUUUAGGCAUGUAUCUAAAUGGUUGAUUAGUUCCUUUUUGUUGUCCCUGAGGAGACCGAUUUUAAUCUUAAAAGCAGCCCUGAACACAACGGUGGGUUAUGGUCAAGGAAAUCUAAGACCAUACUGGUUUCAUUAAGCUUUUAACUAAACCAGGAUUAUUAAUGAGUAAUUUCAUAGAAGGAAGGUGGUGUUUUUGUUUUUAAGGUGAAGGAAAUGGGCUGAACAUGAAAUUCUGGUUAAGUAAAUAGCCUAAGAAUACAAUUACUAAAGUCUGGUGACUGCAUUAUUUUUAAGUUUAUACAAAGAAGCUCCAGGAGACCAUUGUUAAACAUCAUUUUCUGCCUUGUUUAAUAUAUUAAAAUUUGAAAGUUUACUAUUUGAAUUAAAUUAGGAAAAAUGAAGAUGACACAGUAAGUUAAACCCUUAAGAAGAUUCAAGCUGUUUUUGGAUUUAAAUGGUAUUUUCAUGAAAAAUCUCAACUGUCCACGAUUAAAUCACAUCUUCAAAGGGAAGGUUUAUCUGGAUACCUAGGGUGCAUCAGAAGAAUCCCACUGGAUGCAAACAAGUCAAAAACCAGUCCAGCGGAGGUGGUGAGCUAGUCUCCCUUCUCGUUUUGGGGAGGGAAGGGUAUGGGGGUGAGGGAAAAAGAAGUUACAGGAGGGCUGGAAUUAAAAGUUCUCACGAGGGGAAAGAGUUGAAAGAACUGCUGUCUUGAACAAGAAUUACCACUGGGAGACGAUGGAGACCACCCUGUCUCUCUGGAGUCUGUCAAGGGUGAACUGUUAGAGGGGACGAAGGAGUAAAUACUUGAGUAUAAGGGGGAGGACACUCUGAGGUGGAAAAGACGGGUAUUAGUGUGACCUGUCCCUCAUACCACACAGCCGUAGUUUGCAACCUAAUUUAGGCUUCAAAAAAGGAUGGUGCUGGCUCUAGUGACAGUAAAAAACCACCGGUAGCAUUUUCAAAUGUUACUGUACGGACUAAAAUAAUGGCAGUACAGUCUGAUGCUAAAAUUGAGGGAUCUGGCAUUUUGUGUAGUAUGAGAAAAGGCUACAAACCUCAAGGAAGAAAAUUCUCAGCAAGACACAUAUAUAUACAAUUUAUUAAAAACACAAGAACACAUUAAAAUGUCACUAUUUAUACAAUCUAAAUCCUAGCAACAUAUACAAAUACUGAGUGACUACAGUACAUGCCGAGGUAAGAAAAGUACAUUCUGGGAGAAUCACUGACAAACCAUUUUUAUUUUCCAAUAUGUAUUUCAGUAUUCUGUUUGGUUUCUACCUUUCCCAGUGCAAAAAAAAAAAAAAGAAACUAGUCACAAAUUGGAGCAAAUAAGAAUUGGUGCCACAGUUGAAAGUAUUUUAAUAACCAUCCAACUCUUAAUUGAUUUUGCAGUUUAGGGACUUCAAGUUCAGAACAGAAAGAACUAAUAGGCAAUUUUUUAAAGGUAGAGCUUAAUUGAUUUCUCUUAAAAGAGUGUGACAAGUUUUUGGCCCACAAUGCGUCUUAUCGUCUGACAUGGCAUUUCCAUAGCCCUUUCACUCUCCAGGUGACCAGGUGGAGCCAAGGCAAGGAAGUUCCAAGCUUUCUCACUUUCCAAAGAAUUAUGGCCACAUUCAUGCUUAGAUGAGUGCAUUUUCUGCUGGGGCAUCGGAGGGCAAGAGUAUACAUGACACCGUAAUUCCAACUGCUGUAUAAAUUCUCUACACAAACCACUUCAUUCAAUGCAAAGUGCAAAUAGUGAAACAUGAAUUUAAAUAACUGAACUAGACCCCGCAUAUACAAGAUCUAUUUAGUGUUACAGCUUUUAAUACAAUACAAAUCAGCAUUCACAAUAUCUUGAACAGUACUGGUUCCGAAGACCAUGUGUCAGAAGUCAGUGUGAUUUUAGGAAACCUGGAAGGGCCACACGUGCUGUACCACUGUCUGACGAUUGUGCUAACAGGAAAAAAAUUCAUCCAAAAAAA